GACGCUGAUUGGCAACAACAUAAGCACAGAAGACGGAAGCUGGGGAAGACGGAACUUCGAAACGCACAUUGGCACCUUAAUUAGAAAGACGCUAACAAUUACACUAAAGUGAAGUUACUAAAGAAAGAACCGAGUAAUCUUUCGCGUUUUUAGAUUCAAGUGAAGACUGUAAGAGUAGUGGUUUGUUAAGGGGAAAUAACUCCACGUAUCGGCUCAGAGUUCUGUCAGGUCAACAGAAAGUGAAAGUAAACGCUUAUCAUCAUCAUGGCGUCUGCGAUGGACGAGGAUAUUACCGACAGACCUUCUCUUCUCGAGUCUGAUCUCACCUGCCCGGUGUGUCAGGAUCUUUUCCAAAACCCUUUGCUACUCUCAUGCGGUCACAGUUUUUGUACUAAUUGUCUUGAGUCCAGCUGGAAGCAAAGGCGCGGGAAGACGUGUCCCGUGUGUCGGAAGAACUGCGAGGGGGAGACGCCGAUCCCGAACCGCGCCCUGAAGAGCACGGCCGAGUCUUUUCAGAAAGAGAGAGGAUGGCGCAUCACAAGCGCUCCUCCUGUGAUCUGCGGCUUACACCAGCGCGACCUCCAGCUCUACUGCGUCCAUGAUGAGGAGCCCAUAUGUGCGGAGUGCGUCGCCCUGCACUCAAGCCAUGACGUCAGACCUGUAGACCAUGGAGUCAAGUACUGCCAGGAAAUGCUCAACUUUAAAAUCAAGAUACUUGCUGAUAAAGUGGAGUCUUUUAAAAGGGUGAAGAAACGAUGUGCCGAUACAGUCAAUUAUAUUCAGAGACAGUCAGAGGAAGCUGAGCGGCAAAUCAGACAGGAGUUCGAGAGGCUCCAUCAGAUCCUAAAAGAAGAAGAAGCUUCCAGAAUUGAAGCCCUGAAGAAAGAAGAGGAGCAGAAGAAAAAGAUGCUGAAAGGGAAGAUUGAAAGCAUCGAACAAGAUAUCACCUCUCUCUCUGCACUGAUUCAGUCAGUGACCAAAGAGAUGGAUGCAGAGGAUUUGGUUGUCCUACAAAAAUACCAGAAUCUUAAACAAAGGGCACAGUGGACUGAUGAAGAGUCCCAUAGGUUUCCUCCUGGAGUUCUCAUCAACGUGGCCUUUCAUGUUGGAGCACUAGAUUACAAAGUUUGGGAGAGCAUGCGGUCUCAGGUUAAAUGUUUUCCAGUGCUGAUGGAUCACAACACAAUUUCACCAUGGCUCUUCUUGUCUCCCGACUACGCAAGUGUAAAAGAGAACACAGAGAGGCAGUCGGUCCCAGACAACCCUGAACGCUUUGACCCCUGCGUCUUUGUCCUGGGCUCGGAAGGUUUUGGGUCUGGGCGUCAUCGCUGGGAGGUCAAUGUAGGGGACAAUCCAAAGUGGGUCCUCGGAGUGUGUAAGGAGUCUGUGGCCCGCAAGAGGAAGUUCACAGUGACAACAUCUGGAGGCGUUUGGAGCAUCGGCUUAAGUAAAGGAGUGUACAGCGGUCUGACUUCACCUCGCACCGUCCUAUCUGUUGAAAAAAGGCCAGAGAUAAUCAGGGUGAAACUCAACAUGGACAAAAGCGAGGUGUCCUUCUGGGAUGCAGUCACUGGGGCACACCUCAUCACCUACAAUGACAAAUUUUCUGAGAAGCUCUUCCCUCUCUUUGGCCCUGGGCUCCACAAUACUCCUAUGGCAAUCCAGCCUGCCAAAGUCACCAUCCAUAAGUAGCACUAAUAUGCACGGGGGUGUAAUAAUGCAGUAUGACAUACCGUAUUAUUUAAUACGUGGCUUUUAAUUUUAUACGAUUGCAUCUGUACCAGUAUCACAGAGAUGGAGAGACGGUUUCUCUCUUGAUCAGAGCACUACUGUGUAAUUAGACGUGUUAAAUUCAGUUAUGUUCGAGUGCACAGCUUGUGUUAUGUUUUGUGCUGCUAGAGUCUGCUCACUUUAGCUCUUUGAAUCGCAGCUGAUGCUACUUCCAUUGCUGGGAGCGAAUUGGCUGUGUUCUUAGGGUGGAGAGAUGGCAUACAUGUACACCACAUCAAUCAUAGCACUGUGAGUCAUGGGUGUCUCAGAGCUCACAUGGGCAGAGAGGGGGUGAUGGCAAAUAGCACUUUUUACAAAGUGUCUUAUGUUGCCCCCUAGCAAUCAGUUCAAAAACGUGUUCAGCUGGCAUCUUGUGUCUGAGAGGAAAGAUCUGAUAGCACAUGGUUGGGAGCUGUUUUUAAGUCUGUCUUAAAUCAAAAUUGAGGCACCUAUAGUAAAAGUACAUUACCAUAUGAUUAGGUCCUUAUAAAUCUUUCUUCUUCAAGGUCACUAUGCAGAGGAGAAUUUUUUUUUAGCUAAGACCUAGUGUAAUGUACUUUUAUGUUCCUUAGUUUUGAUUUAAGUGAGACUUGAAAAAACCUAAACUGUCCUAUUAAUAGGGGAGUGCCCUGAACAUGGGUGGGAAUUGUCCACAAUUAAAUUAAGGAGUAUAUUGGAGAAAAUAUCAAAAGCAGAACAAAAAGUCUGCUCACACAAGCAUUGUGUCAAUAUAAUGUUUCACUGCAUUUUCAAUGCUUGAAUAUCCACUUUAUUAACAAUGAAGUCAUAUCAAGAGAUCACUCUGUCAUAUUGUAUUUAGAUUUUGUACAUUGUUACACCCCAGAGCAAAAGUAUUAGGUAUGUAUGAGCAUAAACCAGAGUUAGUCUUGUAUUUUGCAUCAUCACAAUGGUAUCGAUUUAUUUGAUCGUUAAUUUGAAAGACAGUUACUGAUUAUCGAUUGAUAUUGAUAUUGAUCGGUGGCUGAUCGAUCAAAGCACCCUUAAAAGAAAUUUUUGGAAUGUUACUACAGAGUCUUAAAUAUGGUUGAAGCUGUUAUAGUUGCAAUUAUGCAAUUUAGCAAGGUUGUUUAUUUGUAUUUUAUUUUAUUUUUUUCUGGUAAAUGUAUUAUCACAGAAUUCUGUGAGAAGUCUUGAGCCUCGAUCAUUUCUUCAUGUUUUGCUUUUAAAAAGCCACACAUUCUUAUAUAUUUUUAAUGUAUUCUUGAAUAGUUUUUCAGGCUGCUCAUAUUUGGCAAGUUUUGGGCUCUAAUUUUCAGUCCCUGUACCCGACCAGUUUCAGAGGAAUGUUUUGUUUGUUAAGCCACACAAUGAUUUAUGUAGAACACCUGGAGGAAAACCUAUGAAUAAUUCAAGCAUAAAAAACAUCAGGCAUUAACCAGUGAGAAACAGGUGCAGAUAAUGCCAGAUGAUUAGACCGGUGAUUAGUAUACUGGUGAUGCUGAAUUCAGAGUGGUUGGAACAGACAAGAGGGGAAAUGAGGUUGCUGCUGAGGUUACAUAAACAACUAAUUUUUAAACACUUUGCUCUCUGUCACAGUAAACCAUUUGGUUCCAUUUCUUUAAUUUAAUCUGUAUUAUUUAAUUUAAAAAGAAGAAAUGGUCAGGGUGACCCAAGACUUUUGCACAGCACUGUAACAUUUGAUAUUAAUCUUAUUACCAACCUAACAGCCUUUUUUCUUCUUCUCUUUCCAUCUUCUCUUUCUCACCCUCUUUUUUGCUUUACAUUCUCCUUUUUAAUCUUUUUUCAUUAAUUUUCCAUAUCCUUCCUUUUCUCUUCCUUCCUGUAAAUGAAUUUAUUUACAUUGUUCCUCUGAUUCACAAAUGUUAAAAAUUAACUAACGACUGAUGAAAAAUUAACUGAUUUAUUUUUAAUGUGCCUUAUGAACCAAAGCUUAUUAAUGGAGGCAUAAUUUUAUGAUUUGAUAUGUUAUAAAAUGUAUUGAAUUAUGAAAACUGAUCUGCACUACCUAAUUAUCAAAACAUUAAGGCAAGAGUUUCAUUAUUUAUAAAUAAAACUCUCUGGCUGCCCUUUUCAUUGACCCGCAGUCGUAACCUUCAACCCACCACUAAUAAGAAAUUUUUGUUGUGUUAAUGAUUUAAAGAAACUUGGAAUUUAACUGUAUUUACAGUGUUAUUUUUCACAUGGUAGUCCUGAGAGCAGUAGGCUAUGCAACCUAAAUCAGAGUUGGCUAUAAAUAAAAAAAUAUAUAAAUAAAAUAACUCUGUCUUUGAUUA
Molecule: messenger RNA, 4025 nt
Organism: Clarias gariepinus (North African catfish)
Lineage: Eukaryota; Metazoa; Chordata; Actinopteri; Siluriformes; Clariidae
Gene: trim35-28
Product: tripartite motif containing 35-28
Exons: 6
Coding region: 265-1692 (475 amino acids)
Molecular function (GO): protein binding; zinc ion binding
Source: RefSeq, a predicted model, not a curated record